Astyanax mexicanus (Mexican tetra) is the source of this 2354-nucleotide messenger RNA. Its product is annotated as transmembrane protein 184B. Gene Ontology annotation, biological process: transport. The transcript is spliced from 10 exons. Gene Ontology annotation, molecular function: transporter activity. Lineage: Eukaryota; Metazoa; Chordata; Actinopteri; Characiformes; Acestrorhamphidae. The coding region runs from base 475 to 1725 and encodes 416 amino acids. The record is from RefSeq and is a predicted model, not a curated record.
CACGCAGUGCGCCUGCGCGGAGCCGGACUGAAGCGGAGCAGCGGUUUAACGGGGAGAAUCUGCACGGAGUGAAUUUCAGAUUGAACACGGAUUUAUUUUCACCUUUUCUGUGUUUUAUAGACUCGUUUUAGAGACAUUCCUGGAUUGUGAUAUUAGGUUACAUGGAAUAGAGUUAAUUUCAGACUCGACAGCUGAGAAAAUCCAGCUGCUGGAGGCGAAUCUGAAUCCGCGGUGUGGAUGCGGAUUUUAAUGUGGAUUAUUUGGAGUGUUGUUGGAGUGUCCGCGCUGCUGUGAGGGAGAGUAAGUUAUGGGUGAAGUGUUUGUUCGGUAGAGCUGUAGAGGAGUUAGAGCGGUGUGUGUGUGCUGUAGAGAGGGGGUUUUACUGAGGGCUGAACAGUGAUUAGUGGAGCUGGGAGUAAAUGAGAGGACGGAGGACUGCAGUGAGCACUGAGUGACCGCUUCUGCUGCUCAGAGAUGAGGCAGCUGUGGAGACGCGACCUGGGGAACAGCUCUGCAGUUGGCAUGGCGCCAGACCCGGCAACAGUGGCCCCGAAGGGUCAGAACAGGUCUUGGGUGACCGAGGCCCCGUUGGUGAGCCCGGAUGAGCCCAUAUUCCUAAUGACCCCCGCGGCUCAGACCAUCUCCGGACUGUUCGUCUGGACCGCACUGCUGCUUACCUGCCACCAGAUCUACAUGCACCUGCGCUACUACAGCUCCCCCAACGAGCAGCGACACAUUGUCCGCAUCCUCUUCAUUGUCCCCAUCUACGCCUUCGACUCCUGGCUCAGUCUGCUCUUCUUCACCAAUGAGGAGUUCUAUGUCUACUUCGACACUGUCAGAGACUGCUAUGAAGCGUUUGUGAUCUAUAACUUCCUGAGUCUGUGUUACGAAUAUCUGGGUGGAGAAAGUGCCAUCAUGUCUGAGAUAAGAGGAAAACCCAUUGAGUCUAGUUGUGUAUAUGGGACGUGCUGUCUGUGGGGAAGAACCUACUCCAUUGGUUUCCUGCGCUUCUGUAAACAGGCUACUCUGCAGUUCUGUGUGGUGAAGCCCCUGAUGGCUGUUAUUACAGUGAUCCUGCAGGCGUUUGGAAAAUACAGAGAUGGAGACUUUAAUGUGGCGAGUGGGUAUCUGUAUGUGACGAUAAUCUAUAACAUCUCGGUCAGUCUGUCUCUCUACGCUCUGUUUCUCUUCUACUUUGCAACGAGGGAGCUGCUGGUGCCCUAUAGCCCCGUACUCAAAUUCUUCAUGGUCAAAUCAGUCAUCUUCCUCUCUUUCUGGCAGGGUAUGUUGCUGGCCAUCCUGGAAAAGUGUGGGGCAAUUCCUAAAAUCGAAUCUCCUGACGUGAAGGUGGGGGAGGGCACGGUUGCCGCUGGUUACCAGAACUUCAUCAUCUGCAUUGAGAUGUUUUUUGCCGCUGUGGCUCUCAGGCACGCCUUCACCUACAAGGUGUACAUGGACAAAAGACUGGACUCUUAUGGAUCCUUCCCUGUUUAUGGACAUUACGGGCGCUGUGUGAUGAAGAGCAUCUCCAGCAGUCUGAAGGAGACGAUGAACCCCGGGGACAUGGUGCAGGACGCCAUCCAUAACUUCUCCCCGGCGUAUCAGCAGUACACCCAGCAGAGCACGCUGGAGCAGCCGGGGGGCGCUCUAACACGCAGCCUGAGCUCUGGCUCUACACGAGACAACGAGAAAACCAUGCUGCUCAGCUCCGACGACGAGUUCUGACACAGUUUAGCUUAAGAACUCUUUGACCAUGUGCCAUAAUUAUGAGACACACUAUGUGGCCAAAGGUAUCCAGACAAGCCCUUCUGUAACUGAUUCAUCUGCUUUCAGGUGUAUUUAUUUCUGCUACAGGCAUUCACACACACCUGUAUACUCUCUCUACAGACCAGAUACUCUGGAGCAGCUGUGAUCACAUGACAUCACCAGUAGUCACUGUGCCCAGUGCUGACCGGGGGCUAGAGGGGUAUAAAGACCCCCAGCAUUGGGCUCUCUAGAGUGAUGAUGGAGCUCAGUCCUAUAUUUUAGGGAUGAGUUGGAGUUUCAGGACCAGCUAAAUAUCCAACAUCAGGACCUGACCUCGCUGAUGCUCAGGCUCUCUGGACAGAAUACAGUCAAAUUGCAUCACAAUUUAUCAUCCACAAUUCAAUUUCAUAUUAGCUUUGUUAUUAUAAGUCCACACUGGGAUAAAUGGCCACAUGAAACACCUUCACGCUGCUGUUUAUCAGCCUAAAAUUGUAAAAUAACAUUUAUUAGCUAUUUAAGGAGUCAGUCUGGCAUGUUUACUUUUUAAACUAGUAGUAAGAUGUAUAUUUUAAAAGCUAUAAAUGUAAAUAAAGUGCUGCAUUAGAAAA